This is a messenger RNA of Habropoda laboriosa, 2611 nucleotides long. Its product is annotated as transmembrane protease serine 9-like. The record is from RefSeq and is a predicted model, not a curated record. Gene Ontology annotation, molecular function: serine-type endopeptidase activity. Lineage: Eukaryota; Metazoa; Arthropoda; Insecta; Hymenoptera; Apidae. The coding region runs from base 224 to 2611 and encodes 795 amino acids. Gene Ontology annotation, biological process: proteolysis. The transcript has 10 exons.
AUCGCGGAGACUGUCGCGUGGAUCCGUUCUUCGCGAAAGCAACAAGUAGAUAAAUACAAGUCAAGAUUUCAAAAUUGUCGCUUCUCCAACGCCGUGAGUAGGAUUUCACUCCGUUAGAAAGACCAAGUAAGAAAAGUGAAGUGUUCUUACGAGUGGUUAGAAAAUUACGGUACACGUAUCUUCGAAUUUCUUUUCAAGAGAAAGAAGAAAUUUCUGGAUCGAUAUGAUCCGUCACCUUUUGAUAGGGCUUGUGAUCCUCUGUGGAACCAGCGCGCAAGAAACAUGUGUUUCACCACGGAAUAGACCUGGUAUUUGCAUCAAUAUAUACAAUUGCAAGCCAAUAAUAGAAAUUUUUCGAACGCAAAAACCAUUGUCGAAAGAACUUCAGGACUACAUAGGCAGUUUACAAUGCGGAUUCGAGGAUACCGUUCCGAAAGUAUGCUGCGAACAACAGGUGGAACAUUUCGGAUCUGUAACGCCUUCUCCACGGCCAACGGAAGAACCGAACGUGAUGUCCGGAGUUCCAGAUCCUCCGGACGUUACGAAUCAUCCGAAUUUACCACUGUUGAGUCACGACGUGUGCGGCCCGGUGACACAACAGAAGAUCUUCGGUGGAAACAAAACCGGCGUCUUUGAUUUCCCGUGGAUGGCUCUGCUUUUAUACGACAACGGCAGACAGGUUCCGGAAUACAGGUGCGGAGGGACCUUAAUCAACAAACGAUACAUACUCACUGCCGCCCACUGCGUCACAUUGUUGACGAAUAAUUUCCGGCUGAUCGGAGUACGACUUGGAGAACACGAUUUAAGCACCGAACGUGACUGUGACAAAGAUGCCGACGGUCUCGAAGUUGUUUGUGCCGAGAGAUAUCAAGAUUUUGGUAUAGAGAGUGUGCACUAUCAUCCGGAAUACUCGAACGUAAAACUGAUCAACGACAUUGGAUUGAUACGACUGAACGCAGAUGCCGAUCUUACGCCGCAAAGCGUUCGGCCGAUAUGCUUGCCAAUUGGAACAGCCGCGAACAUAACCCGGAAAAAGGUGAUCGCGACGGGUUGGGGAGUGACCGAACGUGGAUUACGAAGUCAAGAUUUGCUCCAAGUUCAAUUACCGCUAGUGAGUCUAGAGAAAUGUAAAAAUCAGUUUAAGAGCAAAGUGAAUAUUUCGUACAAGCAGAUAUGCGCGGGUGGUAAAAGAGGUUUAGAUUCUUGUUCGGGAGAUAGCGGUGGGCCGCUUCAAGCUCCUGGUGUGUACGAUAAUAAUCUGAGAUACGUUCAGUACGGAGUUGUCAGCUUUGGGACUAUACCUUGUGCUACGGAGGGAUCUGCCGGAGUUUAUACCCACAUUGCGUACUACAUGGAUUGGAUCCUAAACACUAUUACAAGACGACGAGACAUGCACAUGAUGCAACGGUACGACGAUUGCAACUGUGCAUUGACGCAAACGGUCACCACUUCGAACAUCUCCGAUAUUACAUUCGAUAAUCCAAACGAGGAAUCUGGACGAGAAGAUUUUUUUGGAGCAGAAACAUGUGUUUCACCGCGGAAUAAACCUGGUGUUUGUACCAAUAUAUACAAUUGCAAGCCAAUAAUAGAAAUUUUUCAAACGCGAAAACCAUUGUUGAAAGAACUUCAGGACUACAUGAGCAGUUUACAAUGCGGAUUCGAGAAUACCGUUCCGAAAGUAUGCUGCGAACAACAGGAAUCGGUAACGCCUUCUUCACGGCUAACGGAAGAACCGAACGUGAUGUCCGGAAUUCCAGAUCCUCCGGACGUUACGAAUCAUCCGAAUUUACCACUGUUGAGUCACGACGUGUGCGGCCCGGUGACACAACAGAAGAUCUUCGGUGGAAACAAAACCGGCGUCUUUGAUUUCCCGUGGAUGGCUAUGCUUUUACACGACAACGGCAGAGAAACGAGAUACAGGUGCGGAGGGACCUUAAUCAACAAACGAUACAUACUUACUGCCGCCCACUGCGUUACAUUGUUGGAGAAUAAUUUCCAGCUGAUCGGAGUACGACUUGGAGAUCACGAUUUAAGCACCGAACGUGACUGUGACAAAGAUGCCGACGGUCUCGAAGUUGUUUGUGCCGAGAGAUAUCAAGAUUUUGGUAUAGAGAGUGUGCACUAUCAUCCGGAAUACUCGAACGUAAAACUGAUCAACGACAUUGGAUUGAUACGACUGAACGCAGAUGCCGAUCUUACGCCGCAAAGCGUUCGGCCGAUAUGCUUGCCAACUGGAACAGCCGCUAACAUCACCCGAAAAAAGAUGAUCGCGACGGGUUGGGGAAUGACCGAACGUGGAUUACGAAGUCAAGAUUUGCUCCAAGUUCAAUUACCGCUAGUGAGUCUAGAGAAAUGUAAAAAUCAGUUUAAGAGCAAAGUGAAUAUUUCGUACAAGCAGAUAUGCGCGGGUGGUAAAAGAGGUUUAGAUUCUUGCUCGGGAGAUAGCGGUGGGCCGCUUCAAGCUCUUGGAGUAUACGAUAAUAACCUGAGAUAUGUUCAGCACGGAAUUGUCAGCUUUGGGCCAAAAAAUUGUGGUAUGGAAGGAUUUGCCGCAGUUCAUACCCGCGUUGCGUAUUACAUGGAUUGGAUCUUGAACACUAUUACAGCAUAA